CUUCGCAGUGGUGACACCCCCAUCCCGGGGCACGAAACCCUAACUGAACCCAUGGCGCUCUCCGCCGCUCGCCGGCUCUCCACCACCGCGUCCUCCUCCUCCGUCGCCGACGCGCCGCCAAAGCUCUCUUCGCUGUUCCAGAACCCGAAGCCUCGACCGCUGCCUGUCCGCGGCGUCGAGGAGCCGCGGCGGGGGGCCAGGCCCAGGCCGAGGCAGCCCUGGGAGGAGGAGGCGGGGGCGCUGCUGCUGCGGCUCCACAAGGGGAGGUACCUCCCGGGCCCCGACCUCUCGUCGGCGCCGCACGCUGUCUCACCCGACGCCGUCAAGACCGCCGCCGAGUGGUUCGGGCAUGACCACCAGCCCGUCGCCAAAUGGCUGUCAGGGAGUGAUUUGAAGAAGCUUGCCUUGUUUGGGUGUCCCACUGUUGAGCGAAGAACGGUUUUUGCAUCAAAAAGAUUAAGAGCCUUCUUCAACAUCCAGGAAGACAAAAUAUGCGGUUCCUGUAAACUGAGAAGUUCGUGCAAGUUUGUGAACCAGGAAGUGGCCAGGCAUAAUAGAGUGAUUCUAUCAGAUACGAUGAGAAUUAUCUCCUUGUUUGUACUGGACGCUUGCCCACAAGAGCUCGAGAUUACCGCUGAGUUAAAAGCCAGUGUCUGCAAGCUGCUAAAGGACGCCAUAAAUCUCAGCAGUUAACUGCUGAGCAUUACGGAGCAGAAGUUUGCUAGUUUUCUUGUCCUUGUAGUUCUAAUAGCGUGCUGUCAGCAUUUAUCUGGACUUAUGGAGGAAAUUGCCGAGGCCCAUGUUUGACGUUGCGCUCGCAAUCGCUCCCUGUGAAGGUUGGAGUGGUGAACCCCAGCGACUUCCUUCUGAUCCGUGUUUUCUUUUGUGCAACUAAUAUGAAGAUGAAGUACAGAGUAUGUAAAAACUUAAGAUGCAUAUCGCUCUGUAGCUCCUUUUCAACUAAUAUGAAGAUGAAGUACAGAGUAUGUAAAAACUUAAGAUGC
Molecule: messenger RNA, 1004 nt
Organism: Zea mays
Lineage: Eukaryota; Viridiplantae; Streptophyta; Magnoliopsida; Poales; Poaceae
Exons: 3
Coding region: 52-693 (213 amino acids)
Source: RefSeq, marked predicted